This is a messenger RNA of Nipponia nippon (crested ibis), 192 nucleotides long. NCBI's taxonomy places the organism in Eukaryota, Metazoa, Chordata, Aves, Pelecaniformes, Threskiornithidae. The record is from RefSeq and is a predicted model, not a curated record.
AUGUUUGGGAUUCAGGAAAGCAUCCAGCGGAGUGGGAGCAGCAUGAAGGAGGAGCCCCUCGGCGCGGGGAUGAACGCGGUGCGGACGUGGAUGCAGGGAGCCGGCGUCCUGGACGCCAGCACGGCCGCUCAGAGGAAUGACUUUUUCUUAAAUAAUAAUCAUAAUAGUAAAGGAAGCGGCGAGUUUCGCUAG